UCCCGUAGCAGAUUUGUUGUGUUUCUGUUGUACCAGGAAGCAUAUUUAAAAUUAGCUUGCAGGAGCAUUUACAUUUACCGUCUUACGCAUAUGUUAUAAGAGGUUAUUUCGAUUCUCCGUAUUAAUCGUCAGGGCCACAUUCGUGACACAUACGUGAAACUGGUGCUGGCCGGUGUGUUUGUUUGGUAUCAUGCUAUAGUAAAGUAACAUACUGUAGCUUAGUAGCAAGGUGCAGCAUGAACCACACCAUAAUGAGGCAGCGUCUUCUUCACGGACCCAGUGGACCAUGUCUCUGAUCCUGUUCGCCUUCGUGGUCCGGGUCAGGGAUGGACUCCCCCUGUCUGCCUCCACAGACUUCGAACACAACCGAGAGCUCCAGGAGAGGAAGCAGCAGCUCAGGACCGCCAGCAAGGCGCUGGCCCGCUUGCCCGACAGAGGCACCGUCAACGGCCAGGAGCUCAACAUAUACUUCGUCUCUUCGGAGGGUGUAUCCUACAUGACCGUGUGCCACUGCAGCCUCCCUGUUGCUAAGGCCUUCUGCUUCCUGGAAGAUCUGCGCUGGGAAUUCACAGCGUGCUUCAAUAGCACUGUUGUUGCCUUGGCAGCCAGGCCAUAUCCAUUUUUGGAAUUUGACGACACUAUUCAAAAGUUGAAGCAGCAGUACAACCAGAGCGGUGGUCCAGCCUUAGAAGUGACUUUAGCGGAAGUCCAGGAGGAUCUGAGGGUCCGUCCUCCACAAGUAAUUAACUUGGACGAGGUGGAGCUAAGUAAUGGACUUGCAAAUGGGCACAUGGAGCAAGGACCUGGAUCUGGUCAGAACCAGAGACUUGAACCAGUCACGGCACCGGGCAUCCUUUCCCUCGUCCUUAAUAUCAUGUGUGCAUCUUUGAACGUGAUCCGUGGCGUGCACCUCAUAGAGUACACAUUCCAGGAUGAUUAUGAAGGCGUUUGGAACGUUGUUGCGUUCCUUCUGGCAUUUGUCUGCUGUGUUCUUCAGUGCCACCUCUACCUGUUCCACUCGUCCCACAAGAAACUGAAGUCCUUCGCUCUGUUGGCCGUGAUCGUCCUAUGCAACCUGCACCUGCUCGGCAUGAGGAACGCGUGGCAGCUUCUGUUCCACAUCGCCGUCGCGUCCCUUUCCACCGUCCUCAUCCUCGGUCGCAAACUCCAAGACAGAACCAAUGACUGCGGGGUCUGAGGGACGGGUUUAAGGUGUCGCGCAACUCCAGGUUUUUUCAGCGCAGGCGAGAACAGCGGGGAAGUAAACGGCUUGAUCCACACGAGUAGCCAGGAUUUAACAAAAAAAAAAAAAACAUUAAUGAAGCUCCAGCCGUCACGGCUCAUUGUAUUCACAGGUUCAUGUUUUCAUGUAUACAGUUCAUAUUUGUGUUUAAGACUUAAAGGAAGAUACAGUGAAAUUGAGAUAUUUCUGAAAGAAGAAGUAGUAGAACAAAAUUUCGCUCACACUCAGUCAAACCAAUGUUUUGCAAAAAGCUUUUAAAGGCGGUGAAAGUGUUUAUUCAGCCAGAGUUGCCGACCAAAGUUUUUCACACAGAAAUAAUAAUAAUAAUCAUGUUGAAUCUACUUACAGGUUUAUAACUAAUAUGUAUUUGCUUUGUAUUUUUUUUUGUUUUUUUGCUUCUACCAGAUGCCAUUGAUUAUCUUUGCAUGAAAAGGGAUUUAAUCAUGCUUUUAAUAUAGGCACACGCGACUCCACAGUCCGUGUUGCCCUCAUAGGAGGAAGAUUCUUAAAUUAGUAAUUAGCAUAGUCUGAAUAAAUAUGAGUGAAAUCUGAGAAUAGUGGGAGUUGAAGUGGUAAAUGUAACAGCCAAGGGCUGUUUCGUGUGUGAUAAUAGAAAUGCAGUUGAUCAGUUUAUGAAGUCCAUUGCUUUAUAGAUUCACCAGAAAGUGCUUAGCUGCUCAUCACAGACGUUCAAACGUAAGGGCUCUGUUAUUUAAUGACUUAAUUCACAGUCUGUUCUUAGGGGAGAACAUCAGUCUCAUAUUAUCUUAGAACAACUUACUUAAAAAUCUUAAUGAUUUUAUUUUUUUUUUUGUAAUUUUACUGCAUAUUUAUAUUUAAGUUCCAUCUUCUCCUGCUUAUUUCUGCAUUGUGACAAUGCAAACUGAGAGGAGUAUGAAAGCACUGACUCGUUGGUUAAAUAGGGAUUUGUUGAAAAAAAAAAAACUGCACUAUCGGGUUUAUUUUGUGAGGGUUAAGGAAAUCGUUCUUGAAUGUUUUGGGUUUAGCCUAAAUUAUAUGUAUACCCUGUUUUCUGUUUUAUUGGUUGAUUUAUUUUUUAAUUCCGCAUUUUCCUGGCUAUGUUUGAACAUAAUGACAAUAGUGCUGCUAAAUAGCUAGACUGAGUAUAAUUCUCCUAUUAGUUAAGUUUUCACUCUGUGCUCGGUGUCCGUUAAGCGACUGAAGUAAAUUUUAUAGUUUUAGUUGUACGUGUAGCAUCGUGGCUACUGUUGAAUUCUGUAAAACCCACCCUUCGUGUUUUUUUUAAUUAAUAUUUUGUUCCUUAUUUGACAGAGAGUGAAGGAGUUACAUCUCAUCUGACAAUCCACAUGUAAUUUACUGUAAUGUACCUUUUAAUUGGGAAAGAACGUCACUCUUUUAAGGUGCAGUCGACACAUGUGAUGCCUCCAGAUGUUAUUUGCGGUGACUCUGAAAUAUCCAAACAUGUUAAAUGAGUGAAACUUUUUGCAGGGCAUUUGUGAUUCUGCAAUAUUUUUGAUAUAAAGGAGGUUUUACUGACGACAGGCGUACAUGUAACUACACUGCAGACCAAACCAACCAUUAAAAAAAAAAAAAAAAAAGUAAUUAAUGGCUGAUUGAAGAUGUGAUGUUUUAGCUCCUGAAAUACAAAUGAAGGGUAAUUCUGUUUACUAUGAAGGUUUUUAACAUGAACAAGCAAAGUUUGUCAAAGCAAAACGAUUUGUAUCUAAUUUGAUGUUUUUCAGUCUGUUUAUAAUGAUGGGAAGAGUAGUAACCUUGUCAUUCAUUGUAACUGCCAAAAAAAAAAGAACACUGGUUAUUACAGGGCUUUACUUUUUCCUGCUGUGGUAAAACUGACAUUUCAUUAAUAAAUAGUGUCUUUUUUUCCA
This is a messenger RNA of Mugil cephalus (flathead mullet), 3111 nucleotides long. RefSeq names its product SEC22 homolog C, vesicle trafficking protein (gene sec22c). The transcript has 7 exons. The coding region runs from base 287 to 1198 and encodes 303 amino acids. Lineage: Eukaryota; Metazoa; Chordata; Actinopteri; Mugiliformes; Mugilidae. The record is from RefSeq and is a predicted model, not a curated record. Gene Ontology annotation, biological process: endoplasmic reticulum to Golgi vesicle-mediated transport.